UGAAAGAGCGCGCAGAUAGGAUCUGUACAAAGAUUCAAAGUCCCUCAACAGCUGGAUACUUUACAACCAGUUAAGAUCUCUCCAUUUCAAGAUACUUCACAAUCGAUAAUUAGCAAGAAGCUGACAUGAUUAGGGGUACACAGCACAUCCAUCGCCACGGUGCUGCGAUCAGGAUAGACAUUAUUCGAAGGCAAUUGAAAAUAGCAUUAAAGUAUGACCAUCCUCCUUGAUCUGCAGCAUAUUUUCAGGGAACUUCGAGCCUGGCCUCUGGAUCCGCAUCGCAUGCCCUGAAUCUGCGACAACCAAACCCCCAAAUCCUCGAGCUUCCAAGCCUCUUCUUGACCUCGAUGCCUUUCCCUAGUUCUCAAUAUCGGCCUCUAUCUCAGAGCCUCCCCUCCAAUCUGCGACCAUCAAGGUCGCAGAUUCCUGCGGAUAUACCGGCACCCUCUCCAGUUCUAUGUCUUUCCGUCUCUCCCGUCGAUUCAAUCCUCCUCUUACGAAUCCACGACUCCUCGUCUCCUCCAAACACACUCUCACGAAGGCAUGAAGUGGAAAAUAUUGAAUCACGAUUGAAUGUCCCAAAUAUACAUAUCGUCGUAGGAUUACUUGUUGUUGGUAUUCCUUACGGUGUCACAUCUGCCAACUCCCUGUUAUUCUUCCUCGCAGCAGUGCUGCAAACAGACUCUGCGAUGGCUACAAGGUGGUUUUGCGCGGUGCUGAUGCACAUGCUGCUGGGGCCCACGACGGAAGAAUGGGAUACAAUGAAAGGAAAUUUGGCUGAGAUGCUGCUGGAGCAUUGUUGUACUGGAGGAUUGAGGAGGAUUACUUCUAAAACCUGGGUCAGAUUCCGCUUUUCCAGUAAUGUUAUGGCUGGUUUCCCAAGUAAAGUAUUUUCUCUUCCCAAAGCACCUACCAUCCUCAACUAUCGCACAGAGAUUCAGUUGCGGAUGGCUUCUCGAGUCAGCGGAUGAAAAGCCCGAGCACAUGUACAACGCUUGGGCCUUCAUCCGGGAGCUCUUCCCUUCGUGCUUCAUUCUCUCCUCACUGGUGGGGAUAACUUUUCUUUUUCGAGCUCAGCAUCCUGAUAGUUUCUCAUCUCACGGAGACUCCAUAUUCCUCUUUCGGUCAUUUCAAUCGCAUUUUUCUCCACCAUGAGGUGAGAGUUUGAUGGUGGAUCCCAAAAGUCGCAUGAGCAGAUGAUAUUUACACCGACAUUUUCUCAACCGCAAGGGACGAGGUUCAGCUGGACAUUCUCUGCCAUUAGUAGAGUUCUUCUGACAAACUUACGGCCCGAAUCAGACGAUUUCCAACUCCAAAGUGGAUAGAGAAGAGAAU
This is a messenger RNA of Mollisia scopiformis, 1335 nucleotides long. RefSeq lists its product as uncharacterized. The record is from RefSeq and is a predicted model, not a curated record. The transcript has a single exon. The coding region runs from base 348 to 971 and encodes 207 amino acids. NCBI's taxonomy places the organism in Eukaryota, Fungi, Ascomycota, Leotiomycetes, Helotiales, Mollisiaceae.